UCACGGAACUGUAUACAUGAACAGAGCACACCAUUUCUGAAUUAUAAUUUUCUAAACUUUUACAGUCAGUUCUACCAAUUCUCACUAUAAUUUACCUGUCUUCUUCACUUGAUCAUCAACGGAUCGUAACUUGCUGCCAGAUUCCUUCAUCUUCACUUUCUUUACAGGUUUAUCAAUAUUGAUAUGUUUUAGUAACCGAUUUAAGUAGAGAGGUGGUUGGAAGAUGAAAGAGGAGUCAUCUGGACUGAUUAUCGGGAUUUCUAUAGGAGUAGUUAUUGGAGUGUUGUUGGCUCUAUUGACACUCUUGUGUAUCAGAUAUCAUAGAAGACGGUCACAGAUUGGUAAUAGUAGUUCUAGGAGGGCUGCUACUAUACCUAUUCGUGCAAAUGGAGCUGAUUGUUGUACAGAAUUAUCGGACUCCUCUGUUGGGACGGAAUCACCCAAGACUCUUGGUGGGACUGAGAUGCAUUUGUGGCUUGGUGGAUUUAGAAAGACGAAUGUUGUCGCUGCUUCUGGGAUACUUGAGUACUCUUACAAAGAUUUACAGAGGGCAACCUGUAAUUUUACCACAUUAAUAGGAAAAGGUGCAUUUGGUCCAGUUUACAAGGCUCAGAUGUCAACGGGUGAGAUAGUUGCCGUGAAAAUGCUUGCAACUGAUUCUAAACAAGGGGGGAAAGAGUUUCAAACCGAGGUCAUACUUUUGGGAAGGUUGCAUCAUAGAAAUCUAGUGAACUUGGUGGGAUAUUGUGCUGAAAAGGGUCAACAUAUACUCAUCUAUGUCUAUAUGAGUAAAGGCAGUCUAGCUUCCCACUUGUAUAGUCAAAAGCAUGGACUUCUGAGUUGGGAAUUGAGAGUUCAAAUAGCUCUAGAUGUUGCAAGGGGUUUGGAGUAUCUUCAUGAUGGAGCCGUCCCUCCGGUGAUUCAUCGAGACAUCAAAUCUUCCAAUAUCUUGUUGGACGAAUCAAUGAGAGCGAGGGUGGCUGACUUUGGGCUUUCUAGGGAGGAAAUGGUUAAUAAGAACGUAACCAAUAUAAGGGGAACUUUUGGUUAUCUUGAUCCGGAAUAUAUCUCAACUCGAUCCUUCACCAAGAAAAGUGACGUCUACAGCUUCGGAGUUUUGCUUUUUGAACUUAUUGCUGGUAGAAAUCCUCAACAAGGUCUCAUUGAAUAUGUUGAACUUGCUGCGAUGAGUAGUACAGAAGGGAAGGUUGACUGGGAGGAAAUUGUGGAUUCAAAUCUGGAAGGGAAAUUUGAUUCUGAAGAACUAAACGACGUUGCAGCACUUGCGUAUAAAUGCGUUAACCGUGGCCCUCGAAAGAGGCCAGCAAUGAGGGACAUUGUGCAGGCGUUAUCUCACAUUAGCAAACAGGGUCAUAAUAAUAGAAAGCAUAAUCCAAUGAAGACAUUGUCGAUGACAACCGAUGAGGUAAGUAUCGACUUGGAUCAUAAGGAACGACACAACCGAGAUGAAUCGUUGGACAGUAUGACGACGGCUGACAACUUUGAACUUUAGAAGAAAAAUCAGAUUUAAUUCUUUUGUUCUUUAUAUGUUUUCCAUAUUCAUUGGACUCACUUGUAAAUUUCAGCUUGUGUUUGAGCUUGAGUUAAUUCUUUGUAAGGCGUUCAUUUUUCUCCCUUUUAUUGUAUAUGCAAGUUGUUGA
Molecule: messenger RNA, 1661 nt
Organism: Impatiens glandulifera
Lineage: Eukaryota; Viridiplantae; Streptophyta; Magnoliopsida; Ericales; Balsaminaceae
Product: calcium/calmodulin-regulated receptor-like kinase 1
Exons: 8
Coding region: 224-1513 (429 amino acids)
Biological process (GO): protein phosphorylation
Molecular function (GO): ATP binding; protein kinase activity
Source: RefSeq, a predicted model, not a curated record